AUGGAAGAAGAGGAAGCUGGAGGGGAAGAAGAGGAACAGGCUGAAGAGGAAGCCCCUGAGGAACCCAAGCCUGUUGAAGAGCCAGAGGAAGAGCGCCCCAAGCCCAGACCAGUGGUUCCUCAGUUGGCCCCUCCAAAGAUCCCAGAAGGUGAAAGAGUUGAUUUUGAUGACAUUCACCGCAAGCGCAUGGAGAAGGACCUGCUGGAGCUGCAGGGACUCAUUGAUGCCCACUUUGAGCAGCGGAAGAAGGAGGAGGAAGAGCUCAUUGCCCUGAUGGAGAGGAUUGACCGACGCCGUUCGGAAAGGAACGAGCAGGUGCGGACCCGGACAGAGAAGGAGCGUGAGCGCCAGGCCCGGCUAGCGGAGGAGAAGAUGCGCAAGGAGGAAGAGGAGGCCAAGAAGCGGGCUGAAGACGAUGCCAAGAAGAAGAAGGUGCUCUCCAACAUGACCCACUUUGGGGGCUACCUGGCAAAGGCUGAGCAGAAGCGGGGCAAGCGCCAGACAGGCCGGGAGAUGAAGAUCCGCAUCUUGUCCGAGAGACGGAAACCCCUCAACAUUGAGCACAUGAGGGAGGAUGAGCUCAGGACAAAAGCCAAGGAGAUGCAUGAUUGGAUUUACCAGCUGGAAUCGGAGAAGUUUGACCUCAUGGAAAAACUCAGGCGCCAGAAAUAUGAGAUAAAUGUCCUGUACAACCGCAUCAGCCACGCUCAGAAAUUCAAAAAGGUGCCUGGCAAGGGCCGUUUCGGAGGCCGCUGGAAAUAAACGCCAGGCCCUCAGGCAGAUCGCCCCUGCCACCCUUCCCUCCUGCAUCCACCCUCCUGUAUCCAACCAGAUGAUCCCCACCUUGACUUCCACCCAUCCUGGUUCCUGCUGGCAUGGAGAUUCUGCCCUGUGUGAUCUGGAAAAUCAGGAAACUGGUGUGAGCUGUGUCCUGUGUCCAACUACCUGGGCCAUGUAAUAAAACAUAUCCCUUGCCCUUGGCUCAUG
Messenger RNA from Alligator mississippiensis (American alligator), 987 nucleotides. RefSeq names its product troponin T1, slow skeletal type (gene TNNT1). The coding region runs from base 1 to 762 and encodes 253 amino acids. Gene Ontology annotation, biological process: sarcomere organization; slow-twitch skeletal muscle fiber contraction; regulation of muscle contraction. NCBI's taxonomy places the organism in Eukaryota, Metazoa, Chordata, Crocodylia, Alligatoridae. The transcript has 13 exons. Gene Ontology annotation, molecular function: tropomyosin binding; troponin T binding. Gene Ontology annotation, cellular component: troponin complex. The record is from RefSeq and is a predicted model, not a curated record.